AUGGCUGCGAAUCAAGCACCUAUUGACAGAGCUUUUGGUAUCACAAACAUAAAGUCUCAUAUUCCGAUCAUUCUCGAUUUGGAAGACCACAAUUAUGAUGCGUGGCGCGAAUUGAUUCAAACUCACUGUCUAGCUUUCGACGUCCUUGGUCACAUUGACGGAUCUACCAAUCCGACGGACGUCCAUGACGCACAGUGGCACAAGCGAGACAGCCUCGUUAAAUUAUGGUUAUAUGGAACCAUAGCUGACAAACUGUUUCGGAGUUCUUUCAAACCUGGAGGGACGUCCCGAGACAUCUGGCUACGCAUUGAAAAUCAAUUCCGUAAAAAUAAGGAGGCCCGUGCCAUUCAAGUUGAUAACGAUCUACGCACGCUGGAGAUUGGCGACAUGACAAUCCAAGCAUAUUGUCAGAAACUGAAGUCAUAUUCUGAUCUGCUCGCAAAUCUUGAUGCUCCCGUUCCUGAAAGUACAUUGGUGAUGUACAUGCUGAAUGGUCUCAAUGAUCGCUUUGACAAUAUCCUUAACGUGAUAAAGCAUCGAGAUCCAUUCCCAACAUUUGAUGCCGCACAGUCAAUGCUUGAAAUGGAGGAGAAGCGUGUCCUCAAAUUCAACAAAUCUUCGGUUACACAAAAGGACACUUCUUCUUCUUCCACGGUUCUUACGGUUUCAGAAGAUCAAGACCAGAAACCACGAGCUUAA
Brassica oleracea var. oleracea is the source of this 699-nucleotide messenger RNA. RefSeq lists its product as uncharacterized. The coding region runs from base 1 to 699 and encodes 232 amino acids. The transcript has a single exon. The record is from RefSeq and is a predicted model, not a curated record. NCBI's taxonomy places the organism in Eukaryota, Viridiplantae, Streptophyta, Magnoliopsida, Brassicales, Brassicaceae.